AUAAAUAAUUUAAUUGUAUUACCAGUUCACUUUUGUAUUGAAUUAAAAAUGGCGUACGGUGUCGGAUUUUUUAUCAUCGUUCAGGCUAUUUUCCUGCAGAGCGUAUUCGGACAAUGCGUCAACAGAGUGGUUCCUAGCUGUCAGUCCAACCUGGUUGAAGCCUUGUUGCCCAACCAGGUGUUCCUCAGGGAGGGCGUCAUUCCUGGACCUCCAAUCAUACCUGCACCCAUCGCCGGUCCCAUUCUACCAGAAGUCGGCUACUCCCCCACCAUAAUCCAGGAUAGCGGCGUAGCUAACAGCUUAGCUAAUGCUCUCCAGCUGCUAGUAGUCAGCAGUCUUCUAAGUAAUACGCUGCCAGGGCCUUGCGACUAUCCAGCAUACCCAGCAAAUUUGGUGCCAGCUGGAUAUCCCUACCCCAUAGAAAAUGUCAUCCCAGCACCAUACAGCUAUAUUUAUUUUCUCAUUUGUAACUUUUCGGCUAUCUCGAUGGCUAUCAAGAGCUGUUUGAUCAUUAUUAUCUCCAUUUAUGAGGUAGCUUCAUACGUUCACCCAUAUGGUGCUAAGCCUUUUUAUCCGAGGGGUCCACGACCAAGGGAAUUCUAUAUAGAUCCAACAAGAAUUCAACAAAAUUAUGCCAACCCGAGCCAAUACCCUUACCCUGUACAGGAAGCAAUACCUACAAACUACCCUGUUUAUCAAAAUCCUGUAGAACAGCCUAACUAUCAAGUAUAUCAACAAGUUUUGGAACCAAAUCCCGCAACCUAUCCAAUAUAUCAACAGGCACUGGAACCAAAUGUUGCUAACUAUCCGGUAUAUCAACAAACUCUGGAACCAAACGCAAACUAUGCCAUUUAUCAGCAACCUGUGGAACCAAACCCGGUUACCUAUCCAGUUUAUCAACCAGUAGAAACUGUAGCCGAAAUACAAGUUCCGAUGACACCACCAGCUGUAGCGCCAACUCUACCAUCAGCGAAAAAUGAUAAACCUGCAGGUUUUGAUUCGAAUGUAAUAAACAAUUUGGCGAUAGCAUUGCAAUUGUUAAUAAUAAAUAAUCUAAUAAGUAACCCUGCACCAAAUAGUCCUAGUUUAGAUGCUAUUAAGACUGCAAUUGAAGGAGCAAAGCUAGCUGUUAAUAAGCCUUGUGAAGCAGAAUACGAAUACCCAUUGCUGAACGCCAAGUUCCUUGGUUCCUCUAAUUUUGAUGAUGCAAGUUCUAUGAUAGCAUAUGGAGGCUUUGGAAGUCCAGUAACUUCACCAAGAGUUGGAGCUUUACUGAAGUCACCAUACGAUUACCUAUCAUCAUCAUCAUCGGAGUAUCCAUCGAAGAGUAAUCUACAGAAUCCGUAUGCGGCAAUAUUUUCUCCUGACAAUAUCAAAGAAUUGUUCACACUGUCUGACUAUUAUUGAGUUAUAUAAUAUGUUUAGAAUUUCCUAGUCUACGUCUGUAAAUAUUUA
This is a messenger RNA of Aricia agestis (brown argus), 1455 nucleotides long. RefSeq lists its product as uncharacterized. The transcript is spliced from 4 exons. The coding region runs from base 49 to 1407 and encodes 452 amino acids. NCBI's taxonomy places the organism in Eukaryota, Metazoa, Arthropoda, Insecta, Lepidoptera, Lycaenidae. The record is from RefSeq and is a predicted model, not a curated record.